AUGUUGCUCAGGAAGAAGCUGUGGGCAACAGCAGCUCUAUGCCUGGUGUUUCUCCUAUGGAAGACUUUCCAGGGCAGGUGUACAGGACACUUUGCCUCGUUGUGUACUUUUGUGGAGUCAUCGGGGCCUGUCUCCCUCUUCAAGGCCAAGCUUUGUAGCUGUGCCAGCUGUGUUGCAGAUCUCAACAGUUCGGCCUGGUUUAAUGAACACUAUGAUGCAGCUAUCAAUCCUGUGCUGACUGUGCAAACCCAAGAGAUCUCCCCAGAUGUUCUGCAGUGGUGGCUGAAGCUGCAGGGCUCCCAGAGCAGAACCCAGCUCCAGGGAAUAAUCAGGCACAUGUUUGACAUUCUCCCAUCCCCAGUCACUGGUGUGUGGGACACAGCCGGGUGCAGGACAUGUGCGGUGGUGGGAAAUUCUGGGAAGCUGAAGGGCUCCAGCCAUGGUACAGAGAUUGAUUCGCACGACUGGGUUCUGAGAAUGAACAGAGCACAGACUGUGGGGUUUGAGAAGGACGUUGGUACAAGAACAACACACCACUUCAUGUAUCCAGAGAGUGCUAUGAACCUUCAGCAUGGGGUGCACCUGGUGCUGGUUCCUUUCAAGCUGCAAGACCUGAAAUGGGUGACCAGUGCCUUUUCCACAGGGGAGCUCACAUUCACAUACACAAAAGUCAAACAGUUUAUUAAAGCUGACAGAAGCAAGGUGCUAAUACUGAACCCUGCUUUUCUCAAAUACAUCCAUGACAAUUGGACACAACACCAUGGGAAGUAUCCAUCCACUGGUUUGACAGCUUUGCUCUUCGCCUUGCACAUUUGUGAUCAGGUCUCAGUGUUUGGAUUUGGUGCAGACAGCAACGGGAAAUGGCACCAUUACUGGGAGGAGAACCGCUUCUCUGGGGCAUUCCGCAGGACUGGAGUUCAUGAUGCUGACUUUGAGCUCAGCCUCAUCAAGAAACUGGUUGCUGAAGGCCAAAUCUCAUUGUACAACUAGUGAAGGAACAACUCCAAUGCCUCUGUCCUGGCUGCCCUCUACAAUUCCCACUGGCUAAGCAGCAUUCCUUUCCCUAUAGUGCUCAUCAGUUCUAGUGCUGGAAAGAUCUCUCUUCUGUGUAGAUGGCUCACAUUGCUGUUAAUGAUUGGUACAGGGAUAAGAGUUGAGCCCUCAAAAACCCAUGACAAAUUUGCUUCCCAAUGGAUUGCACAGGAAUAGCAUUUUUGGGACUAGAAACUAUUUAAAUACAUCAUGUAGCACAUGCAAUUGUCAGGUUCCCUAUACACGUAACAGAAUAACAUGCAGGCAGACAGGCUGGCAGCCCCAUCCAUAGUUAGUUGUCUGAUGCUUCCCAUUUUAAGGCCCUCUUUCAGGCCUUAAAAUCUUCCACUGUUUGGUUGGAAACUUGCCUCAUGCUAUGUGUGCGUGCACACGUGCAUGCACGCACACACACACAUGCACACACACUCUCUCUCUCUUCAGCAAAAUGCUUUGGCCAUUUCUCAGAAUGAAGUUUGUGGCCAACAUUAAAAGCCAGCCUUCUACCUGAUUAAUUGAGCAUUGCUACUAAUUUGGAGAAGGGCUUUAUGGAUUGCCUUAGAGCCAGGGAUGUGCCAUUUUUCACAACAACUAACCCAAGUUUCAAUAGUUUAUGAGACUUUGAAAAGCCCUAGUUUGCACACAUUUAAUAGUCCUGCUAAAGAUUGGCUGAGAAAUUCUGGGAAGCUUCCUGGUUGCAGGGGCUGAGUAAGACAUGCCCUAUAACUCAGGGGCGGGCAAAAUACAGCCUGCUUGCUGGAUCUGGCCUACCAAGUGAUUUCAUUUGGCCUGCGGGUGGGCCCACACUGAGCCCUGCAGUGUGCUGCGCUCCCACCCUUGUAUGCAGGAAGGCCCUGGCCCUGGCCGUGGCCAGCACGCACAGCUUCUGGGUGGGACUGCUGCUACUACUGCUGCAGAUGCCUGGGGAACUAUCACGUCUCAGCCUCUUGUUGGUUCAGAUCAAGCGUACUCCUGUGCUUGCCUGGCAGGGGGAAAUACCAUGGUCACCAUGGUGGCUUUCUAGUUGCACCUGGGGAAGACCACUCUGCUGGCAUGGGAUAGUACCUGCAUAGGUAACGCAUAAUUAACCUUGACUUUAUGACCACUUUAUGGAAAUGGGAGACUCCUCCCUAGCUUGCUCCUGAGGACUAAUGGCUAAGGGCAAACUCAGGAGCAUCUGAUUCCCAAGCCUCCGGGUUUGGGCCUGCAAAUAGGAUGACCACCAAAGGAUUUGGGAAUAUCUGAAGCCCCAGGUGGGGUAGAGGAUGUUGGCUGGUAGUAGAGCCACUUAUGGUUCUGGACUGACUCAUGAAUGUGGAAUCUAAUUUGGCUUGGU
Alligator sinensis (Chinese alligator) is the source of this 2365-nucleotide messenger RNA. Its product is annotated as CMP-N-acetylneuraminate-beta-galactosamide-alpha-2,3-sialyltransferase 2-like. The record is from RefSeq and is a predicted model, not a curated record. The transcript is spliced from 6 exons. Gene Ontology annotation, molecular function: beta-galactoside (CMP) alpha-2,3-sialyltransferase activity. NCBI's taxonomy places the organism in Eukaryota, Metazoa, Chordata, Crocodylia, Alligatoridae. The coding region runs from base 1 to 990 and encodes 329 amino acids.